Messenger RNA from Capsicum annuum, 1618 nucleotides. RefSeq lists its product as uncharacterized. The transcript is spliced from 3 exons. NCBI's taxonomy places the organism in Eukaryota, Viridiplantae, Streptophyta, Magnoliopsida, Solanales, Solanaceae. The record is from RefSeq and is a predicted model, not a curated record. The coding region runs from base 157 to 1194 and encodes 345 amino acids.
AGAAGUACAAAACCAAUGGCAACUAGAAUUUUAGUUGGAGUUUAGGACUAUCACGCAACUAGUCAUUCUCUCUUAAUUCCACGCACUUUGGAUCGAGAUUUUGAGAAAAGAAUCUGGUCAAGUCAGUCUUGUGUUCAAUUCGCUGGCCUUAGUAGAAUGAAUUUCAAGAAUUCCAUCAAUGAAUACUAUCACUAUAUUGUUUAUACACUUCUAACCGUAACGUUAUUAUAUAUUUUCUUGUUAAGCUCCUCCGCUAAGAGCAUCAAUUUUGCUUUAUAUACGACGCGAAACUCCGUUUAUCAACCUUCAAACAAAUUUAACACGAAAAUACAUGGAGAUAAGCUUGAAGAAGCAUUAGCGGGAGCGUCAACGGAGGACAAAACGGUAAUUAUCACGAUUGUAAAUAAAGCAUAUGUUGAGGGAGAUAAGCCUAUGUUAGAUAUUUUCUUGGAUGGUUUCUGGCUUGGAGAAGGCACUGAAGAUUUAAUCAAACACCUUUUGAUUGUUGCGAUGGAUCAAACGUCGUACAAAAGGUGCAUGUUCCUGCAUCUUCAUUGUUACAAGCUCGAAACAGAUGGUGUAGGUUUCAUCGGAGAGAAACUGUACAUGUCGAAAGACUUUAUAAAGAUGAUGUGGGAAAGAACUCGGUUCCUAGGAGACAUUCUAAAAAGUGGUUAUAGCUUCGUCUUCACGGACACUGAUGUGUUAUGGCUAAGAAAUCCAUUCCCAAGGUUGAGCCACAACAAUUCCAUCGACUUGCAGAUCAGUACAGAUGAAUUCAAUGGCAACCAAUGGUCGGAGGCCAAUCUCAUUAAUACGGGCUUCUACAUGAUCAGAUCAAACAACAGAACCAUCGCAUUGUUUGACAAGUGGUAUACUAAGAAAGACAAUUCCACCGGAUUAAAAGAACAGGACGUUCUGCAGAAGAUGAUACGUGAAGGAGAAGUUCGAAAUUUAGGCCUUAAAGUGAGGUUCUUGGACACUGUUUAUUUUAGCGGAUUCUGUCAAAAUAGUAAGGAUGUUAGAGCCGUAGUGACUGUUCAUUCCAACUGCUGUAGAAGAAUAAAGUCCAAAACGGCUGAUUUGACGGUAGUCAUUCAUGAUUGGAAAAGGUUUAUGAGCGCCACUGAGAAUGAGACGUCCUGGUUCCAGUGGACGCCUCAUGAUCACUGUCGGGAUUCUUGGCGACACUGAGGAUCGUAUGAUUAUACCUUGAGAAAUUUAACAAUUAUAUAUGGUUACAAAUUCUUUUCAAAUUCAAUCUUGUGAUUUUGUAGCAAGGGAGUGUAUCUUUUGUAAAUACAUAAUAAGAAUUUUUGCCCCAUUUUCGUAUAAAAUUUAAGUUUUACUUUUCUUAUAAGAAAAAUAAAAGUAAUAGCAUAAUUAUUUUAUUUCUCCUAAAAGAAAAAUAUAAUUCUUUUUUAUAUUUGGUUAACCUUUUUCUUGGGAAAAGAUUUUGUACAGAAGACCUCUUUUCAUGCAAUAAUACAACAACAUUCACAGUGUAGUCUUUAAACUGUCUUGUAAGAGGGAGAUUUUCUCAUAGUUUUAUAUUUUUCAAUAUUAGAUUUUCAUAUGUAGAUCGUUUGACCAAAUCAUAUUAAUAAUAUAUUUUUUA